Molecule: messenger RNA, 1467 nt
Organism: Fonsecaea multimorphosa CBS 102226
Lineage: Eukaryota; Fungi; Ascomycota; Eurotiomycetes; Chaetothyriales; Herpotrichiellaceae
Exons: 1
Coding region: 1-1467 (488 amino acids)
Molecular function (GO): aldehyde dehydrogenase (NAD+) activity
Source: RefSeq, a predicted model, not a curated record
AUGUCGUUUCCUAAAAUCGAAGAAUGUCUUCCCAAGCACUGGGGCUUGUUCUAUGGGGGGAAAUGGCACGAGCCCCAGGACGGCGACCACCGAGAGAUAUUCAGUCCCGGUGACGGCAAAGUCAUCAGGAAAGUCGCCUUCGCCGGUGAGAAAGACACCACCGCUGCCAUAGAGGCGGCACAUGCAGCGUUUCCUGCGUGGAGAGCAGUUCCUUCUUUGGAACGGGGCAAGAAACUCAGGAAGGUGGCCGACAUCCUGCGCGCACACGCGGACGAGCUAGCGUUGCUCGAUGCUUUCAACACCGGCAAUCCAGUCGUUAUGAUGAGAGGCGACGCCUUCUCCUCGGCCGACACGGUUGAUAUGUUCGCAGGUCUCAUCCCAGCUGUUCAAGGCGAAACCACUCAUCUGGAUGAUUCAACUUUCAAUUAUACCAUUCGUGAGCCGUUGGGGGUGGUAACACGCAUUGUUGCUUCAAAUCAUCCACUCAUGUUCGCUGCCAACCGACUCGCAGCGCCCCUUGCGAUGGGAAAUACGGUGGUCAUCAAGACGCCAGAGCAAGCACCUCUUUCAGCACUUCGUCUAGCCGAACUCCUAGAAGAUGUCUUCCCCCCGGGCGUCCUCAACAUUUUGUCCGGUGGCCUCGACUGCGGAAAGACUCUCUCAACUCACCGCCUUGUCAGCAAGGUCACGCUUAUUGGUAGUGUGCCUACGGGUAAAGCGAUCCAGAAAGCCGCAGCAGAUACAUUGAAACUGACCUCGUUUGAACUCGGGGGAAAGAAUGCUCUGAUUGCGUAUCCUGAUGCGGAUCAUAACCGCUUGGUGGACGCAAUCAUCGCAGGAAUGAAUUUUGGUUGGUGCGGGCAAUCCUGUGGUUCGACCUCGAGGGUUUUCCUACACGAAUCACUCCACGAUAAGAUUCUGGACCAAGUCCGCGACAAGAUAGCCAGCAAGUUCCGUCCCGGAAACCCGAUCGAUCCAAAUACAACAAUGGGGGCACUAGUGAGUCAGGCAGCACAGGCCCGUGUGUUGAAAUAUGUCGACAUCGGCAAAAAGGAUGGUGCCCGCCUUGUACUAGGCGGCAAAGCUCCCGAAAGCAGCGACACGCAGGGCGGCUACUUUGUCGAGCCCACCAUAUUUGCAGGAGUUACUCAGAACAUGCGGAUCGCCAACGAAGAGGUAUUCGGGCCUAUCGUGUCAAUCCUGAAGUGGACCGACGAAGAGCAGCUCUUCAGGGACGUCAAUGCUGUCGACUAUGGUCUGACAGGUGCAGUGUUCACCUCUGAUAUUAAGACCAUGCAGACCGCAGUACGUCGUAUCGAAGCUGGAACUGUCUGGGUCAACACAGUGGGGACACAUUUUUUCAGUAUGCCAUUCGGGGGAUACAAGCAAUCCGGAAUUGGAAGGGAUGACUGCUUCGAAGAGUUGCGUGACAUGACGCAGUGCAAGGCUGUCCACGUCAAAUUAUAG